AUGACCGUUCUCGAUCAGCGUGAUGCUGUCCCUAGCCGAUUCGUCAAGGCGGAUACGACAGAUCCUCAGGCUAAUCUGAAUUUCCGGAUUGGUCUCAUGCCAACUGAUAUCGCUGGCCUCGAGAAAGCCUUGUACGCUGUCAGUGAACCGGAUAGCGAUCUAUACGGGCAACAUCUUAGCUUCGAUGAGGUCAAAGCAUUCAGCGCGCCAACUUCAGGAGCAGUAACUGCCGUUACUGAGUGGCUUUCCGAUAACGGGAUCACCGAUGUCAAAACCAGCGGCGCGUUCGAUGACUGGCUGACAUUCACAAUUCCUGUCGAAAAAGCCAACACGCUCCUCAGCGCCCAGUACGAAACUUUUGUCCAUAUCGAAACAGGGCAACAGUUUAUCCGUACCAUGAGCGCUUCGAUACCUUCAGACCUGACCGACUUUAUCGAGGUUGUGCAUCCUACGACAUCUUUUGCGAAACCGACCUUUGGCCCGAAACCCAUGAUGUCCAUUCCUGUGACGGCUAACCUUACGGAGCGAGCAAAUCCAGCUCCUUCGUCAUGCAACAGUAUCGUCACACCCGCAUGUCUGCAAGCUCUCUAUGGCAUUCCCGCGACUCCCGCUACGCAAUCGACUAAUCGAUUGGGGGUUUCUGGCUUCAUCGAUCAGUUCGCUCAGGAGGCAGAUCUUCAAACGUUCUUGCGCGCCUUGAGGCCUGACAUACCGUCAACGACGACUUUUACUCUACAGACUCUCGAUGGUGGUCGGAACCCUCAGGGCCGGAAUGAGGCCGGAAUUGAGGCCGAUCUCGACAUUCAAUACACUAUUGGUGUUGCCACUCAUGUUCCAACCUUUUUCAUCUCUGUCGGCGACGCUUCAACAGACGGCAUCGAUGGUUUCCUCGAUAUCAUCAACUUCCUUCUUGCCGAAACUAGCCCGCCUCAAGUCUUGACAACGAGCUACGGUUUCGACGAGACGGACCUUCCGGCCAGUGCUGAAAUACGCUUGUGCAAUGCCUACAUGGCCCUCGGUGCUCGGGGCGUGUCGAUUCUCUUUGCAUCAGGCGACGGUGGUGUAGGGGGCGGCCAGCAAGGGGAAAAUUGCACGACCUUUAUUCCUGCAUUCCCUGGAGGUUGCCCGUUCCACACUGCUGUAGGCGCAACAGAGGGUAUAACCGAGACUUCCGCGAGUUUCAGCAGCGGUGGUUUUUCCAACGUUUUUGCCCGUCCGUCCUACCAAGAUUCGGCUGUCACCGCCUACCUCGCCGCACUGGGUAACACCAAUGCCGGAAGGUUCAACACCUCUGGCCGAGCAUUCCCCGAUGUAUCGGCGCAAGGCAAUGACGUUGAGAUCGUGGUUGGAGGAGAAGCAGGCCUGGUUGGUGGAACCUCAUGCUCGAGCCCUAUCUUUGCCAGUGUCGUGUCCCUUAUCAACGAUCGACUAAUUGCAGCAGGGAAACCGGUACUCGGCUUUUUGAACCCCUUCUUGUACGCGAACCCCAAGGCGCUCUUCGAUAUCACUACCGGUGAUAACCCGGGAUGCGGUACUAAUGGUUUUCCGGCAGGAGUUGGUUGGGAUCCCGUCACGGGUCUCGGUACACCUAACUUUGCUGCGUUGUUGGCAGCGGUAGGCUUAUAA
This is a messenger RNA of Guyanagaster necrorhizus, 1626 nucleotides long. Its product is annotated as family S53 protease-like protein. The transcript is spliced from 13 exons. Bases 1 to 1626 code for a protein of 541 amino acids. Gene Ontology annotation, biological process: proteolysis. Lineage: Eukaryota; Fungi; Basidiomycota; Agaricomycetes; Agaricales; Physalacriaceae. Gene Ontology annotation, molecular function: tripeptidyl-peptidase activity; serine-type endopeptidase activity. The record is from RefSeq and is a predicted model, not a curated record.